Molecule: messenger RNA, 1387 nt
Organism: Heterotrigona itama
Lineage: Eukaryota; Metazoa; Arthropoda; Insecta; Hymenoptera; Apidae
Source: the annotation of a GenBank genome assembly
UAACAUUUCACGUUAUCGGGAUCAUUGCUCUAGUGAUAUUGAAAUUAUGCGUUGGAAAUUGCGCUUUAGACAAGGUAUAUGGACGAUCGAUAUGCUUAUCUACUUUGAACUAUGUAAUCGUAUAGGCCGUACGUGUUUAUGGAUGUUUCAAUGGUUGACAGCUGUCAAUUGCACGUAGGUUGAUAGUGAAUCACGACAUUGGCAGUGGAACUAGGUGAAGACUACUCACCACGACAGGUGACUAAUACCUUAAGAAUUGCUCUUUGUUUUCUGUCAAAGUUUUGUUAUCGUCUUAUUGCGUACACACUUGCUCGUAGUUAAAAGCGGUUCAUGCGUUGUGACUUUCCCCUUAGACAAACCUAAUCAAGCACUCGCUUUUUGGCCUCCAAGUUUUGUGCUGGUCCAACAUAGGUAUCGCACAUCAUCACCUACUCUUUUGUUCAGAUGUCCAGGUAUUUUUUGUAAGAGCCUUCUUUUAAUGUUUUUUUUCUUUGCACAGUUUUUUCAAUUGCACAUCAUCAUCAUCAUCAUCAGAUCCGAUUCAAUCACGUUAUUUUAUUUUCCAGCGACAUAACCGGCAUGGCGUCCAGCUCCGUCAGCCAGGAGGAUUUUGACAAUGACUUCGAGUUAACGUCCAGGAGAUCUAGGAUCAGAACCGCACGGGCACGAGUGGUACCACCCAGAACUGGAGACUCUUCUUCCAUAAACUUUCAAAAGAGUGCACAGAAUGUGGAAGAAUCCCAAGGUGUGUGCGACACCAGUUCAAACAGUGUGCUUCCACCGGAACACGAGAAUCAGCAGAACAAACCAAUAAUGAGGAAACAGGACAAACGAGUGACUGGCCGGUUAGUAAAACAAAACUGUUGUCGUUUAAAUAAGAGUUCGCGCGACCUGUUAACACUUUCUGGAUCUGGUUCUAGUGUCUUUAGUGUCGUAUCCUGUUUGCACAGGCCAACGCACAUAAACAAGGGAAAGCAGCAACGCGAUCGACGGAAGCUUCGAGAAAAAAGACGAAGUACCGGAGUAGUACAUUUACCAUCGACGGAGCCACUCCGACUUGGAAGCAGAUGACGAGGAAUUCGAUUCCUUGAAUCAAUCUGACAGUGUCAAUCAAUCGGAUCAUGGAAAUCACGAGCCACAAACCUCUGUGAACACCGUCAAUCAGCCAAGACUAUCUACCCCAACGGGAGAUAAUCCACACGAAUUGAUAGAACGAGCGCAAGAAGAGAACAGGAGGUUGCUGUCACUUCUGGAGGAUCGGGAUCACAAGAUAAUGGCACUUGAAGCCCGGCUGCUCCAACAGCAGCACGAAAUGACCAUAGAAAGGGAACGGCUUCGGGAGGAGAAUGCCGCGUUAAUUCGCGCGAUGGCAGCCCUGGCGAGUAAU